AUGUCUUCCACCCUUUUUGACGAUAUAUUCAACAUUGAAUCGCUAGAUUCGGCGAGAUACGACCGUGUGAGUAGAAUCAUUGCCAACUCCACCUCUUCACAAGAUACAAAGAUCACGCUUGACAUAAAUCAUGAGCUUUUCCCUGUCAGCGAGAACGACACGCUAACGAUUACACUUGCCAAGUCUUUGAGCAUAGACGACGACCCUUCAUCGAUGGAAACGGACGAGUUGUUGGGUGCCAACGGCUCCUGGAGACCUCCGAAGCCGGAUCAAAGAUCUUUAAUGAACGACUACGACUACGUAAUGCACGGCACUGUGUAUAAGUUCGAGGAGGGGAAGGGCGACACGAUCUCCGUGUACUGCUCUUUUGGCGGGUUGUUGAUGUGUUUGGAAGGUAACUACAGAAACUUGUCUAGUUUGAAGCAAGAAAACUUGUACAUCUUGAUGAGAAAAUAG
This is a messenger RNA of Pichia membranifaciens NRRL Y-2026, 456 nucleotides long. RefSeq lists its product as hypothetical. The record is from RefSeq and is a predicted model, not a curated record. Bases 1 to 456 code for a protein of 151 amino acids. Lineage: Eukaryota; Fungi; Ascomycota; Pichiomycetes; Pichiales; Pichiaceae. Gene Ontology annotation, molecular function: DNA-directed RNA polymerase activity. Gene Ontology annotation, biological process: DNA-templated transcription. The transcript has a single exon. Gene Ontology annotation, cellular component: RNA polymerase II, core complex; RNA polymerase I complex; RNA polymerase III complex.